Molecule: messenger RNA, 603 nt
Organism: Yarrowia lipolytica CLIB122
Lineage: Eukaryota; Fungi; Ascomycota; Dipodascomycetes; Dipodascales
Source: RefSeq, a predicted model, not a curated record
AUGACCGAAACAGGACAAAUCCAAAAGUUCAAACUUGUCAUUGUGGGCGAGCAGAGUGUGGGAAAAACGUCGCUGAUCACGCGAAUCAUGUACGACAAGUUUGACCAGAACUACGAGGCAACCAUCGGCAUCCAGUUUCUGUCCAAACCCAUGUAUCUGCCCGAUCGAACCAUCCGGCUGCAGUUAUGGGACACUGCGGGCCAGGAGCGGUUCCGAUCUCUGGUGCCAGCAUACAUCCGAGAUAGUCACAUUGCCAUUGUUGUGUACGCCAUCGACUCGCGCAAGUCGUUUGUGGACGUGGACAAGUGGAUUGAGGACGUCAAGGCCGAGCGAGGAAAUCAAGUGGUGCUCAUGCUAGUUGGAAACAAGAGCGAUCUGGAGGAGUCACGAGAGGUGACGACCGAGGAGGGACAGGAAAAGGCCAAGCAGUACGACGCGCUGUUUCUGGAGACGUCGGCCAAGGCUGGCCACAAUGUCAAGUCGAUUCUCAACAAGGUGGCGUCCGAGCUGCCCGGUCUCGAGACGGCUCUCAAGACCGACCAGAGCGAGCUGAUUGACGUGAAUAUUACAAACGAGCCUGAGCAGGACAGCUGCUCGUGUUAG